Molecule: messenger RNA, 2075 nt
Organism: Corylus avellana
Lineage: Eukaryota; Viridiplantae; Streptophyta; Magnoliopsida; Fagales; Betulaceae
Product: squamosa promoter-binding-like protein 2
Cellular component (GO): nucleus
Molecular function (GO): DNA binding
Source: RefSeq, a predicted model, not a curated record
UGAGGCAUAGCAUAGAGAGAGAGAGCUAGCUUCAUAAGAUUAGUGUGAGAGCAAGAAGUACGUUGCGAGCACACGUCGUUUUGGAGCGGAAUGGUAUGAAUCCAAAAGGCUCCGCCAAUUCCCAAUCGAGCUCGUUGAUUAUCGUUCUGAGCUACCGAGGUGCAGUGACCAGUUGCUUAUGCAUCUUUUGGAGACGGGUGUGUGAUACAAAUUUAUGAGCUCCCUGUUGCUAAUGGAGUGGAAUGAGAAAUCCGCCUCACAGUGGGAGUGGGAGAACCUAUUCAUGUUCAAUACAAAAGCAACUGAAAAUUCUAAAUUGCAACCAACAGAAUGGGGUAUGGAAGGAGAUCAAGGAAUUAAUUCUGUUUCUUUUUAUGCAUCCGGGAGUGGUAGAGGUAGUGGUGGGUCUGACCCUGAGCUGGGAUAUACUUCUCUAUCAAAAAGCUCAAAAUCAGCUUCUGUAAAUUCAUCAAUAGGUGAAAGUAAGGCAUCCAAACUCACUUUCGAGGCAUUCGGAGGUUUUCCAAAUGGUUUAAACAGUAAGAAAGAGUUGGCCAAGGUUGAACCAAAUGAAACUUCUCCAACACUUGAGCCUUCAUCUGGUUCUGGUGAGCCAUUGCUCAGUCUAAAGCUUGGUAAGCAGAUGUACUUUGAAGAUGCUUGUGUAGGAGGCAAUACAGAGUCCUCAAGUUUAUCUAUGAUUCCCAUGUCAUCCAACACCGCAGCUAAGAAAUUUAAGUCCAGUUAUCAGGGUACACACCCACCACACUGCCAAGUUGAAGACUGUAACCUUGACCUCUCAUCAGCAAAAGAUUACCAUCGCAAACACAGAGUUUGUGAAAGUCAUUCCAAAUCCCCAAAGGUCAUUGUAGGUGGUCGGGAACGUCGGUUUUGUCAGCAAUGUAGCAGGUUCCAUGGUCUGUCCGAGUUUGAUGAAAAGAAGCGAAGCUGUCGCAGGCGUCUUUCUGAUCAUAACGCUAGGCGGCGCAAGCCACAGCCAGAAGCAGUCCGGUUAAAUUCAGCAAGGCUGCCUUCAUCACUUUAUGAUGGGAAACAACAGAUGAGCCUUGUCUUUGACAGAGUGCCACUUGUUUACUCAAGGGCUGCUGCUAAUUUGACUUGGGAGGACAUAUGCAGCGGUAAGUUUACCCAAUCAAAAGAGCAUCCUCUGAAGCCUGUGAAAGCAAGAGACACUGAUAUGCCAUUGCAUUUGCCCAGCAAUGAAAUGCCAAGCGUCAUCACGACACUCUGUCAUGAUUCCACUAUGCUCUUGCCAUCCAAGGGCACCAUAUCUGAGGUUCUCAACCCAGGUUUACAAGAACCCAUGACCUCCACCGAGCUGGAUGCAACACAGGUUUUUGGACGUGCUCUCUCUCUUCUGUCAACCGAUUCUUGGGGUUCACGUGAGUCAAAACCAGCUCCGCACCCACACGCCAACCAUACAAGUCAUUCUAGUAUGCCGCAGCCUGUGAUGACCGAGGGCUUGCCACAUGCUUCAUCAGAACAAUGGCGGACCUUACAGCAGUCCACUGAUUCCCGGUCUCAUAUCUUUAGUUCAACCAAUAAUGGCAGCAGCCAUUUUCAAGAAUUUCAGCUGUUCAAAGCGCCAUACGAGUUUGGCUUUUGAUCCAACCAAUUGGAUUGACAAACACAAUACCCAUCCAACUGUUUCUAGACUAAUUACCUCACAUAUAUUCAGGUGAGUUCUCUUUUGGUUUUUCUUUAGUUUACAGUGCCUCUAUCAGAUGUUUGGUUAUUCCUAAUAGGUUAACGAGUGUGUAUAUGCAUGCUUGCAGACAGGCCUAUGUGACUCAUCUGGAAGUUAAUUCCAUGGCUAAAAGUUAGUUCCCUUUCUUUUUCUGCUUUUUUAGACGCAUAUCCGAAGUUCUCUUAACAGGAAUUCCAAAUAUGUAUGGGAACAUUGCACGACUUAACAUUUAGCUCUGUGCUAAAAAUAUCUUUCUUGUGUCUAGAAACACUGCAAGUAGAGGGCCAUUAGUUUAUACAAACACUCUUAACCCGUUUACUUCAAGGAAAUUUCAAAGUAGGGAAGGAACCCUAUUGCUUGUAAAAUU